AUGACCGAGAAUUGCGAUUCUCCCAAUUCGAUUCUAUCCGACGCCUGUCAGGAUCUCAACCCCGAGGCACCACCAGCUCCGCUUGAUUUGCUCUCAACCGUCUCAUCCGUUUUUUGCCAACGAUCAGAGAGGCUCCAGCGAGAAGCCCUUGCUCGUACAGAUGCAGAGAUCGAGGCUGGGUUCGUCGCUACUCGAGAAGCACGGAUUAAGGAGAAGCUCGAAGAAUUGGAGGAGUUGGACGAAGAGUUGGAGGGGGAAGAGGCAUCAAAAGACGAGUGGGACCAAAAUGAGUAUGAGGAUGAAAUUCCUUCUAGAGAAGACGUCGAGGCUUUCGUCAAUGGCGUGAUUGAUAAAGAAACCACAGGCUCCGUUCUUGACCGUGCAAUAGGAGAGACAAUAGAGGACCAUAGAAAGCGGAUCAAAACUCUUGAGGACCGCAUCCAGAGAUAUCAACUCUCCAAGUUCGUGCUCGAAGACGUGCGGGGAGAUCCUCCAAGACGCCAUGGAGACCUCUGUCUAGUCAAGGACUCUAAGCAUCCUAUUGCAGUGUGUUGGCGGUUUCCCGGGGGCCAAGAAAGCGGUGAUAAUGAACAGGUGGAACUAGAGUGGUGGUUGGAGAGGCUGACGAAUAAGGGUCAGGCAGAGGGCGUCCAGGCUUUGCCCGUGUGGCAUGAGGUCGAUAGUAACCCAAGUAAUAACGGUGGUGAAGAAGAGGAGAUGCCCCAAAAGUGGCAAGACUUGUUGAAAGGAUCUGCCAAAAGAAAGAUAAGUGCACAGUAA
Molecule: messenger RNA, 780 nt
Organism: Fusarium subglutinans
Lineage: Eukaryota; Fungi; Ascomycota; Sordariomycetes; Hypocreales; Nectriaceae
Exons: 2
Coding region: 1-780 (259 amino acids)
Source: RefSeq, a predicted model, not a curated record